Molecule: messenger RNA, 4273 nt
Organism: Leptomonas pyrrhocoris
Lineage: Eukaryota; Euglenozoa; Kinetoplastea; Trypanosomatida; Trypanosomatidae
Product: putative mitochondrial ATP-binding cassette protein subfamily B, member 1, putative (ABCB1)
Exons: 1
Coding region: 2297-4273 (658 amino acids)
Biological process (GO): transmembrane transport
Cellular component (GO): membrane
Molecular function (GO): ABC-type oligopeptide transporter activity; ATP hydrolysis activity; ATP binding
Source: RefSeq, a predicted model, not a curated record
GGAAAAGAAAUAUUCUUCGUCGUGCUUUUUUUGUUCUCUCUCGUUCUCCAUCUCUGCGUCGUCGAUCAACGAUAGUUUGAGUUGGCGUCUUCUUUUUUCCCUUCUUCUUCUGGCGCUCCCUCCACAAUUCCCUUCGCAUUUUCCUACGCGAAAGCACGCGUGUGGGCAACGCCGGUCGGACUUUCCCUUCGUGAGCUUUUCCGUGUGCUUCGUACAACAGGGAAAGGAGAAGAAGAAAAAAGGAAAGAUGCUGUGGAACUCCACCGUUGGCGCGCAUGCUCGUAUAUAUAUACCCGCUAGAGCCUUCACAUGUGAAAGAAACAAAACAACAAGCAGCUGCAAUAAAGCAAUGCGACGUCGAUGAACAUCACUCGAGAUGAUGGCGUUGAUGGUGGCUCAUGGGAUUUGCGGAUGUGUGUGUGUGUUGAUUUUCGAUUUUUUCUUUUCCUUUUCUGUUUCCUCUGCGUGGUCGAGACGAACUGGAUGGAUUGCGCGGAGAAUGGGCGCCCCUUUCUCUGUGAGUCUUUUCCUUUUCUCUUCUCUUUCUUUCCGUUCGCGUAAGACGCAUGGAGUCGCCUUUUAUAUUUUUUUUUUUUUGCGGUAUAGUUCCUCCUACUUUAUUUUAGUUACCUUUUGUGUUUUUUUUUUAAGACUGCUGACUGACGUGUGUAAAUGAAAACUGGCUCGAGAAUCAUUUUCUUUUUUUCUUCUUUGUAAAGUCAAGGCGCAGCAGACAGAGAAAAAAAGAUGUGCAUAAUACCACCGCUGUAUGUGUGUGUCUCUCUCUUUCCUCCUCGCUGUCGCUGUGACAUCUACGUGUGUGUGUGUGUGUGUGUGUGUGUGUGUGUGUGUGUGUGGAUGCCUUACGGUGAAUUACAUCGUGCUUUUCCUUCUCUUUUCUCUUUUUCUUUUUUGUAUUUCUCGUGUGUGUCUGUGUGCUGAUUUUUCGUUCAUUGAUUUAAUCAAAAAAAAAAAAGGGCAUUAUCAAGAGGAAGAAGAUGCGUGAGAUAGGGGAAUCGGAGAGGUAAGGUGGAGCGUCUUUCAUCUCGUCGUGGAUGACGCGUAGUGCUCAUACGAGGCCCCGAGUCUCUCCUUUUCUUUUCGUUUUCUUUUCUCUUUCCUUCUCGUAUCGAUGGCGGGAAGGAAGCACAGCAGCGAGAAAAGCGGUACUGCGUUUUGUGUUGUCGGUGUAAUUUAUAUAUAUUAAGAUUUGUUGUUUUGGAACAACAGAGGAAGAAGGCGCGUGUGUGAGGGAAUGACAGGAGAUGUUUGUUUUCAAUUCUGUUUUCUUUAUUACAUUUCUCUUCUUUUUAUUGUUUUCUUGAGGUGCCAAACGUCCAUCUUGCGAUGGUCAAACAUGAAUGGAGAGCUUAUCAAUGCAGGAGAUGAGGUGAGGGCCCCCGGGGCUGCUCAAGUUGUGGCGAAGGAAGAGAGUGUGUUGCGGCCAACGGUCACCACCGCGCAGUUGAGGUGACGACGAGUUAUUUCUUCUCCGGUUUGCCGGAGCAGCCUUUUCUGCAAAUUCCCGACACCUUAGCCUAAUCUUCUGCGGAAGAGCUACACCGAGAUCCAUUGCUGCGUCUUGUCAGGCUGCGCUGGUUGGCGCAGUGCCGACAGCCGGUUAAGGUGGAGCCGUGUUUUGCCUUGUGGGUAAUUACUCGCAUUAAGGUCUGUUCUGCCCGACUUCACGACUCUCCUCUCUUUUACGCUCUCUCUCCGACAUCGUGUGUGUCUGAAUAUCCCUUCCCCCCUCCGGAAAAAAACAUCGUAGCUGGCGAGAGGUAGAUAAAGCACACACGCACACACGGGAAACCCUUAUUUAACUCUCUCUCUCUAACAAGAAGCAACAACCACGACAACUGUAGAACACGAUUGAGCCGUUCUGGGAUUUAACAGUAAAUAUAUAUAUAUAUAUAUAUGUUUGGCUGUUACUGCUACAUUUCGAACGUCUUCUUCGCUUGCGCAGGCGAACUUCGGACGCUCACAUAUUCCCAACUCCCUCUAACGGAAACAAAGAAAGAUUAAGCACUCACGCUUGGAUUAUUUCACUUCGUACUGCACCAACCUGCUUCGUCUCUCUUGUCUUUUUUUUUUUUCACUUUUUCUGGGUACCGUGUUCACACUCUCGUGCUUCAAUCCAUCUCGGCCUCUGUCCUGUAUAACCGGAAGUGUUGUACCGGAAGCUGUUUGCACUACACGCGUCGCUGCUCCGCAUCACCGUGCUCACUCGCAGACAACAAGAGGAUCGACCGCAAACAGCAGCCACUGCAUCGACAAAAAGGAAAACCCAGUGAAAAUGCGGAGCUCCUCUCGCCUUGUGUGGCAGCCCGCGGCGUGUUCUGCCUUGACCAGCGUCAAGCGUCUGACAUCUAACAUCCGCCUGCAGACGGACUUCGGCAGCGCCACGCCGGCGCAGCGCCCUGCCACAAGCAAGGGCCUGCUCUAUGUCACGGAGCCCGCGUCUCGCAAAGGUUCCUUUGGCCGCUACAUGCACACCGCCCGAGAUCAGGCGCCGUACAUCGCUGGUGCGGUGGCGGGUGUGUGCAUCUACAGCGCCGCCACCCUCGCCAUCCCAGCCGGCUUUGGCGCGCUGAUCGAUUACGCGAGCAAGGGCGAGAUGCCGCUUGGUACGUCGAUGCAGCUGCUCGGUUGGUUCGGCAUGUGUGCGGUGGGCAACUACCUCCGCCUGUACUGCAUCGGCUACGCCGGCGAGAACAUCAUCGCGAAGCUGCGCCGUGCCCUCUACCACGGCAUUCUGCGGCAGCCGACGGCGUUCUUCGAUUCAACGGAGAAUCGCACCGGUGCGUUGGUGCAGCGGCUGUCGAUGGACUGCAACGUGGUGGGCAGCUCUCUCACGGAGGCGGUGACCAGCGGGAGUAAGAACUUUCUACAGACCGUCGGCGCCGUCGGCGUGAUGCUCUACUACUCCCCCCUGCUGACGAGCGUGAUCGUGUGCAUGAUCCCGCCGGUGGCGAUCUUUGCCGGGUCCUACGGCCGCUACGUGCGGAAGCUGCAGCACCACAUGCAGGAUGCGCUGGCGGACAUGGGCACCGUCGCGGAGGAGCGUUUGUCGAGCAUCCGGACGGUGCGCGCCUUCGGGACGGAGGUGCAGGAAGUGGCGUGGUACGGCAAAAAUGUGCAGCGGGUGUUUGACUUGAGCCUGCGCAUGGUGCGGUGGAACUCCGUCUACGUGGCCUCGCUGCAAACGGUCGGGUACGGCGCCAUGUACUGCAUCAUGUGGGCGGGCUCGAUGCUCGUCGCGUCGGGGCAGCUCACGCCGGGCGUACUUUUUUCUUUUAUGCUGUACACGGUGUACUGCGGCAUUGGCCUGAUGGGGCUGACGAACCUGGCAACGGAGAUCAACAAGGGCUACGGCGCCUCGCUGCGGCUGUUUGAUAUUCUGGACAAGGCCGAUGCGCUGAAGAAGGCGCAGGAUGCUGGCAAGCAGCUUACGCCCACGACGUGCGACUGGCGUGUGACGCUGAAGGACGUGUCCUUCGCGUACCCGACCCGUCCGGAGGCCCUCAUCUACACCAACAUCAACUUGACUGUCCAACCCUCUCGCUGCACCUGCGUGGUGGGCAGCAGCGGCUCUGGUAAGUCCUCACUGGCGAUGCUGCUGCUGAAGCUCUACGAGCCCACCAGCGGCGAGGUGUUGCUGGGCGACUACAACGUGCGCGACAUCCAGUCCCAGUGGCUGCACGAGCGCGUCGGCUACGUUGGACAAGAGCCGGUACUGUUCGGCGGCUCCAUCGCACAGAACAUCGCGUACGGCGUGCCGGGCCGCAACUGGGACGACUCGAUUGACCGCUGGCAGUACGCCGCGAUUGUGGAGGCGGCCCGAAAGGCGAACGCUCACGAUUUUAUUUCCGCUCUUCCCGAAGGCUACGACACGUUUGUGGGGGAGAACGGCCGCAGCUUGUCGGGUGGCCAGAAGCAGCGCAUUGCGAUCGCGCGUGCGCUGAUGCGCCACCCGCACAUCACCAUUCUGGAUGAGGCCACCUCUGCCCUUGACAGCGAGAGUGAGGUGGUGGUGCACGACGCCAUCUCGCGCUUGAUCGAAGAGGCGAAGAAGUCCGAGACGCAGCACACCGUGUUGAUGUUCGCGCAUAAACUAAGCAUGAUUCGCAAGGCGGACCACAUCAUCGUGCUGGACAAGGGCAAGGUGGCGGUGGAGGGCAACUUUGAGGAGGUGUCACAGAGCAAGCUGUUCUGCGAUUUGGUGGGGCUGACGGUGUUGCCGCAGGCGGCCGACAGCAAGUCAUCUGCAUAA